AUGCCAUCGCUGAAAGGCAUACUGCAUGGUCGCGUAAUCACCACUGACGCGGGCCACCAGCAACAGGAGGGGGGCGGCGGUGGCCUUCGCCGCUCCAACGCAGUCAAGCACCACGGCCAGCAGCAGCAACAACAAGCGUCCGCGGGCACCACUCUCGAGGAACGCUACGAGUUUCCCAGGCGGGGAGUAGUCCGUACGAACACCGCUCCGGGCAUCGGGUCCGGCGCCCACGGCCCCACGGUUGUGAAUGCGCGGGCACGGGCAACUACCUCUGCGGCAGCGCAGCCGGGUUCCGAGUGGAGUUAUGUCCCGGUUAAUGCCAAGCCUCGACAGUACCAGGGUCUUGGUCCCAGUCAGCGAGAGCAGCUGGAGCGGCAUGCGCUGGAUAAUGAGCAUGAUCAGCGGACGCAGCGGUGGGUGGCUGACCAGCAGAAGCGCAUGGAGCUGACGCAGCCGGUGACGCGACAGCCGUUGCCGGUGCCUCCUCGGCCACCACAGUCUCAACUACGACCGGGACCACAGAUGCAGCAGCAGCAGCGACAGCAGCCGCAGCCCACCAUCCCCAGCAGCGGAAACCGACGGCCGUUCUUCAAGAACGAUAUGGAAGUGGAUGCCUGUGUGCGCAGCACCUCUUCCUAUGAAGUUGGGAUCCUGAACCAGGGGGAUUGGAGAACUGGUAAGUCGGUCCAUCCCGUGCAGGCCAGACGGCCGGUCCACGUCGUCACGCCCAGCCAGUGCCCUGUCUCCCGAGUCGCGUCGCCGGUCGAUGAGAUCUCCGAUCAGAGAGAGGCAACUCGUAGGGUCUUGCGGCGCAGGGAUUUACCCGAUAGGUGA
Messenger RNA from Aspergillus uvarum CBS 121591, 834 nucleotides. RefSeq lists its product as uncharacterized. The record is from RefSeq and is a predicted model, not a curated record. Lineage: Eukaryota; Fungi; Ascomycota; Eurotiomycetes; Eurotiales; Aspergillaceae. The transcript has a single exon. Bases 1 to 834 code for a protein of 277 amino acids.